AUGACCCUAGUAUUGUCCCUCAGAGGCGGUCAGAUUGGAUUCCAAAUAGGAAGUCAGUUCUCUGGGGGUCUUCUACAGAAACGAAAUGCUUCUAUAAGAAUUUCAGCUAACUUGAACAUCAUCCCACAACUGCUGACAAAUCUAGCAGUAACAUCUGCUAACCCUGCUCACAAUGGCCGUGUGUGCAGCACAUGGGGAAACUUCCAUUUCAAGACCUUCGACGGAGACAUAUUCACCUUCCCUGGGCUCUGUAAUUAUGUAUUUGCCUCCCACUGCAACGCUCCCUACGAGGACUUCAACAUCCAGAUUAGGCGCGAAGUGGUGGCAAACAUUUCGACUGUCAACCGCAUCACCAUGAAACUUGAAGGCGUCGUUGCAGAACUAACAAAGGGUGCUGUCCUGGUCGAUGGCAACAGAGUUCAGCUGCCAUACAGUCAAUCUGGUAUUACGAUAGAGAAGAGCAGCGUUUAUGUGAAAGUUGGCAGCAAAAUCGGUGUUGUGUUGCUGUGGAAUGAAAAGGACAGCAUUCUGCUGGAAUUGAAUGCGAAAUAUGCCAAUCAGACUUGUGGACUUUGUGGUGACUUCAAUGGCUUUCCCAUAUACAAUGAGUUCAUUUCAAACAGGUGCUGUACAGAGUAA
This is a messenger RNA of Cyanistes caeruleus (blue tit), 639 nucleotides long. The record is from RefSeq and is a predicted model, not a curated record. NCBI's taxonomy places the organism in Eukaryota, Metazoa, Chordata, Aves, Passeriformes, Paridae.